GUAAACUGCAUUCUGAGAAUCGACAAAAGAAUGGCCGAAAAACUUGCCCCGUAUAAAGCGUAAAUGGUACAAAAGGAAAUACGCAAAUUGAACUGUGAGAGGAUUUUUGUAACAUUUUGCGAAGCAGAGCAUGUCUCUGCGGUUUAUCUGUGUCGAGGUGCGCCACAAUCUGCGCUGUGCUAAUGUGUUCCUCCAGUUUGACCAUAGCCUGACCGAAACAGAAUUUUUAAAAAUUGUCGUAGAAAAUGAUGCACUAACCUUCCGUGAAUACUCCACCGCUACAUGUGUCUCGCUUAGCAAAUAUUUUACUGCUGAGGCGCGCACUAUAAGUAAUUUGACAGUGGAAGAGUGCAAUGCCAGUUUUCGUUUAACAAUUACCACUGAUAAUGAUGAAUUUGUUGCUGAGAAUGGAGCAAAAAGGGUGGAUAAUAAACGAAGGGUCUAUGUGACGCCCAAACCCGAUGUAGUAGAGGGGUGCCAGCUAUUAGUUUUAUGCAAGAAUUGUAAAUGUGAGCUCAGCACUACACUUGAAUGCCAAAGAGUUAGGGAGUUUCCAUCGGGCUCGAUUGACAUGAACGAAUUUUUCUGCCAUCAUGGCCCUAAAUUUGACGAAGUUCUGAUACCAAAGCUUACUGACUUCUUUUAUGGCUUCCAAUUUGUUGUACUUAAUGUAGAGUUAAUGCAAGAGCGCGUGAAAUUUAAAGACGGGCAUGUUUACUGUCGACGAUGUUUGCAGUAUCUGGGUGAAACGAUGUUUAGCGAUAAGGCAGUCAAGAUAUGGACCGAUACAUUGCUCUCUAAACGAAUACUAGGUGAGAAUGAGGCGAAUACAAUCAACGUAUUUAACGACGCAGAAAUGACACCAACUUGCCAGCUUCUACAUAAAAUCAUUGACGAUACCCAAGUGGCCGAUGCUGGCGUGGAGCUACUACUGCAAAAGAUGCAUUUCUCCAAGGUGCUGCUGGAGGCCACUUUUCCCAAUCGGCAACGUAAAUACUUGCUCUUGCAAGUGCUCGAAAAAGAACUGCAGGUUCUGCGUAACACAAAGCCCUUAGCUCACGGCAGCCAUAAUAAUAAUAAUGUAUUGCACGUGGAAUUGGAGCCGUUCAAAUGUUUCAAACUGCUUUAUAAACUAUUGGACGAGACGGAAGAUGAAGGUGGAGGAGUGAACAAAUCAGAAGAUAGAGAUAGCGGCGAUGCCAGUAGCGGUAUUAAUGACAAUUUACUACUGCAGAGUUGGAAACAGGAUAUAUCUAUACAUACACUCAAGGUGUCACCUACAAUUUUUAGUACGUUACUGGACGAGUUGGAUGACAAUGCACUACUGUUACCCGAAUUGUACCGCUAUACCCAUGACCAUUUUCAGUUGAGUUAUGUCUUCUAUAAAAAAUAAGGGGAAACAAAAAAUAAUGGACUUUGCGAAAAAAUUCACGAAACAUAUGA
This is a messenger RNA of Anastrepha ludens (Mexican fruit fly), 1443 nucleotides long. RefSeq lists its product as uncharacterized. Gene Ontology annotation, cellular component: cytosol; nucleus; ubiquitin ligase complex. Bases 131 to 1393 code for a protein of 420 amino acids. The transcript is spliced from 2 exons. The record is from RefSeq and is a predicted model, not a curated record. NCBI's taxonomy places the organism in Eukaryota, Metazoa, Arthropoda, Insecta, Diptera, Tephritidae. Gene Ontology annotation, biological process: protein polyubiquitination; proteasome-mediated ubiquitin-dependent protein catabolic process; protein monoubiquitination. Gene Ontology annotation, molecular function: ubiquitin protein ligase activity; cyclin binding; ubiquitin conjugating enzyme binding.